Messenger RNA from Striga hermonthica, 987 nucleotides. The record is from the annotation of a GenBank genome assembly. NCBI's taxonomy places the organism in Eukaryota, Viridiplantae, Streptophyta, Magnoliopsida, Lamiales, Orobanchaceae.
AUGGGGAAUUGGAACCGCAGAUAUUUGCCGCGAAGGAAGUUCAGACAAGACGAAUUUGAGGAUCCUUCUUUGUCUCCCCCAAGGCCCCUUGGAAACAAUCACUCGCAUUCUUCUGGAUCCAAGGACAACAGGGUGCCAUCAUGGGAAAUCGAAUAUUGCAAGUUGGCGAAAAUCCCUUGGAACAGAAUAUUGGCAUCCAAAAAAUAUAUUGUCUGCUACCCGAACGUGCAGCAUUGGGAUGCGUCCGCUGGUGAAGAAGCAUUACAGAAUGCAAAACAACGGUACUGGGCCAUGAUCAAUGGCAUUCCCUGUGACACCCCCUUACCGGACCCAGAUACAUACAUUGACGAGAUCGACUGGGACCCAUAUCUCGAUCCCGAAGUAAUGGCGGAUCUUGACCGUCAAUAUUGUGAUCCUGAUAAAUUGGAGACAAUUAAUGAAGAGGUUGAACCACAACAUGAUAAAACUCAGUCCACCAUCGAUAACCCAUGGGAAAGGAACCAAGUGCAAGGCACCGGAAGUUCAAAAGAUGCAGUGCAGGGAUGGUCCAGAUGGGAUGAUUCUGUAAAUUCAAUAAAUAAAAACCCCUGGGAGCAAACUUGCAGCCAGCCUGUUGAUUCUUUGAAGGAAAGUGUUUGGAAAAGUGGGGAUGAGUCUUGGGGUCGGCAACAGGGUACUGAGAAGUCAUCCACCUUUGGUAACUAUGGUCAGAGUGGGAAUGAUUCGUUGGGUUGGGGUCGCUGGAAUUCUAAUGGUUUUUCUGGGUAUGAUAAUAAAGAGGAGUUUUAUACAGGCUCGACAGGGAGAGGGUGGAGGGAUAAUGGGAAAGAGUCUUGGAAUGUGAGGGAUUCGGGUUAUCAUGGUAAUACUCAAAGUUACAGAGCGGGUGGGGGAUCCUUUCGCGGUGGGUGCAGGAAGAGGGAAGGUUUUCAGCAACACGGGUCGAAAUAUAAGAGCUCUAGGUACCACGGUGACACCUGGAGAUGA